Molecule: messenger RNA, 1004 nt
Organism: Solanum pennellii
Lineage: Eukaryota; Viridiplantae; Streptophyta; Magnoliopsida; Solanales; Solanaceae
Product: NAC domain-containing protein 22-like
Exons: 3
Coding region: 24-752 (242 amino acids)
Biological process (GO): regulation of DNA-templated transcription
Molecular function (GO): DNA binding
Source: RefSeq, a predicted model, not a curated record
UUUUAAAAAUAAAAAUAAAAAUAAUGUCAUUAGCAGAGCUUGAACUUCCUGGUUUUCGUUUUCAUCCUACUGAAGAAGAACUAAUCAAUUUUUACCUCAAAAGAAUUAUCAAUGAUGAUAAAAUUGAUUCUAAUACCAUUGGUUUUCUCAACAUAUAUCUCUUUGAUCCCUGGGAGUUACCUGGGAUGGCAAGAAUAGGGGAAAGAGAAUGGUAUUUUUUUGUACCAAUAAAUAGGAAACAUGGUCCUAAAGGGAGGCCCAAUAGAACAACAAGAAAUGGUUUUUGGAAGGCAACUGGUUCUGAUCGUCAAAUUUGUUCUUCAUUAGAACCAAAAAGAGUUAUUGGUCUUAAGAAAACUUUGGUUUUCUAUGGUGGAAGGGCACCUAAAGGCACCAGAACUGAUUGGGUCAUGAAUGAGUACAGACUUCCUCAUGGACAUAAGGAUCAUGACAUAGUACUUUGUAAAGUGUAUAGAAAGGCAACCUCCUUUAAAGUAUUGGAGGAAAGGGCAAUGAUUGAAGAAGAUGCAGCAAAAAAAACAUAUUUGGCAUCAGCUCCUCAUGAUGAAUCACAAGACAUGCUUGCUUCUUUGGAUUCAUCAAAAAAUGACAUGUAUUUCAAAAGUUGUGAAGAAAAAAAUGAUGAAUUGUUAGGUUCAAAUGCAUUUGUGGAACCAUCCAAGUUUAGCAUUGACUCAUUAUCAAGUCCUCUUUGGAGUACAGGGCAAGACUUGUGGACUCUAUUUUCUUAAAUCCUGAAAAUAGAAGACUUUAGUAAUUGCAUAUUCCUCUAAUGUUCGAAUUAUUAUAUUAACUCUGUGGAAAAUAAUUGUAAUCGAUGUUUAGGAAUCUUCAUGUUCCCUAAUUCUUUUGAGUUAUGAUGGCUUCUUUAUCAAAUCAAAUGUGAUACAGUCCAUCAGUUAAUUAUAAUUAUGUAACUGAAUCAAUAUAUAUAUAUAAAUGAGGACCAUAGAAAAGGUGAUGUGGCACCUCUCUAUUGUCUC